AUCUCGGAAAUCAUGCUGUUUUUUCCUUUCUUUCAAUUUUUUUUUACAUAAUCGUCCAUAAAUAUCUGCGAGUACACAAAUGUAACUAUAUUUACUUGUACUCGGUCAGACAACUGUGGUAUCAGGUCAUCCUGCGUUUGUAGGUAACAUUGUUUCCAUAUUGCAUAUAGCGGCUUUACAUGCACUCUGGUUGGUGCUGGCCCUUUAAGUAGUCAGUGUGUCUGUGAUUGGACUGAUGUGUGUGUGUGUGUGUGUGUGUGUGUGUUAGUGUUACAGUCUUCACUGAUGGAGUGUGUGUGAUGCUCCAGAGCAGCAGGUUGUCCCAGCACUGACUCUCCUGUCCACUCACAGCCAGAGUGUGAGACAGUAGAGACAUUAGAUACAGCAUGAGGGACAGUCUUAGAGUCUCAGUCAGUGUGUGAGACAGUGUGUGAGACAGUACAGAGACAGUAUAGAGACAACAUGAGCACAGUGUCAGAGUCUUUGGUCGGCAGCAGCAGGUCUCUGUCCGUCACCAAGAGACACAAGAGUGUGAGGAAAAACUCCAGGAGGAUUUAUUCAGCGUACCAGGACCAGCAGGGCUCCUCAGAUGAUGAAGAUAAAGAUGACGAGCGCGUGGACAGUAACGACCCGGAGGAAAUGUUCCAGAACAUUCAGUACCAGAAGGAGAUCAUCGCCAACAUUCGAACCAGACCCUGGCCAAUGAGACGCAAGCUCAAAGUUCUCAAGCAUGCCAGAGAGAUUGUCCUGAAGUACGAGGGCCAGCUGACCAGAACCAGAGGCUACCAGACCGCAGGAGCUGAUCUGCUGAAGAAACUGUCCCGUGUUCUGUACAACAUUGUGGUUCUGUUCAUUCCCUGGGAAGUGAGGAUCAAGAAAAUUGAAAGUCACUUUGGGUCGGGCGUGGCCUCUUACUUCAUCUUCCUGCGCUGGUUGUUUGGGAUCAACAUCGUCCUCACCAUCAUGACUGGAGCCUUCAUUGUUCUCCCAGAGUUGCUGGCUGGAGCUCCCUUUGGCACCACGAGAAGUAAAACUAUCCCUAAAGACCUUCUGCCUUCAGCUCAGGACCUGGACACCAUCUGGUCUCUGGGGGGUUACCUGCAGUACUCAGUCUUGUUCUAUGGUUACUACGGCAGGGUGAGGAAGAUCGGCAGCGCCGGCUACCGCUUGCCGCUCGCCUACUUCCUGGUUGGAAUGGCGGUCUUUGCCUACAGCUUCAUCAUCCUGCUGAGAAAGAUGGCCAAGAACUCUCGUCUGAGCUUGGCUAGCGCCUCGGAUGAGAACUUCACCUUUUGUUGGAGGGUUUUCUGCGCCUGGGAUUAUCUGAUCGGAAACCCGGAGGCUGCAGAGAGUAAAGGCGCUGCCAUCGUCAACAACAUCAGGGAAGCCAUCGUUGAGGAGCAGGAAAAGAAGAAGGACACCAGUCUGGCCGUGCUGAUCAGUCUGCGUAUCUUGGCCAACAUCCUGGUGCUGCUGUCUCUGGCCGGCAGCAUCUACAUCAUCUACUUUGUGGUGGACCGUUCUCAGAAGCUGGAGCAGGAGAAGCCCGAGCUGACGCUGUGGGAGAAGAAUGAGGUGAGCGUGGUGGUGUCUCUCAUCACCAUGAUCGCUCCGUCUGCCUUUGAGCUGGUGGCUCAGCUGGAGAUGUACCACCCUCGCACCUCGCUGAGAUUCCAGCUGGCCAGAGUGCUUGUUUUAUACCUGGGGAAUCUCUACAGCCUCAUCAUCGCCCUCCUCGAUAAGGUCAACAUCAUGAGCUCUGCUAUCCCAGUGAGUCCAGCAAACUGGUCUGAGUCCAGCUCUUUCUUGGCCACCAUCUCUCAGCCUGAGGGAGACAACCUCUCCACCCACAUGUCCGAACUCUCUGCAUCCGGACAUCGCAACAGCACCAUAGCAACCAUCGCCACGGUGCUGGGAGUGGCCCACAGCAACAGGAGCAUCUCCAGCGCCGCACACAACCAGACCGCUCUGUUUGAGAAGAACACCCGUCCUCAGCAGGACCAGUGCUGGGAGACCUACGUCGGACAGGAGAUGCUGAAGCUGUCCAUCAUUGACAUGAUCUUCACAGUGGCCAGUAUUCUGCUCAUUGACUUCAUCAGAGGGUUGGUGGUUCGAUACCUGAGUGACUGCUGCUGCUGGGACUUGGAGAGCAAGUUUCCUGAGUACGGAGAAUUCAAAAUAGCCGAGAAUGUCCUGCAUCUGAUUUAUAACCAAGGAAUGAUCUGGAUGGGAGCGUUCUUCUCUCCUUGUCUUCCUGCCUUCAACGUGUUGAAGCUGAUUGGUCUGAUGUAUCUGAGGAGCUGGGCCGUCCUCACCUGUAAUGUUCCCCAUCAGCAGGUGUUCAGAGCCUCCAGAUCCAAUAACUUCUACUUGGCCAUGCUGCUGUUCAUGCUGUUCCUGUGUAUGCUGCCCACCAUCUUUGCCAUCGUUCGGUACAGACCGUCACAGCACUGUGGACCAUUCAGUGGUCAGGAGAAGAUUUAUGACAUCAUCUCAGAGACGGUGGCGGCUGACUUUCCUCUGUGGUUCAGUAAAGUGAUGAGUUACGUCACCAGUCCUGUCGUCGUGCUGCCGGCACUGCUGCUGCUGUUCAUGCUCAUCUACUAUCUACAGGCCAUCGCCAGAUCCCUGAAAUUCACCAACAACCAGCUGAGGAUGCAGCUCCAGAGAGAACGAACUGAAGACAGGAAGAAGGUCUUCCAGCUGGCUGCAGCGCGACUACAGGCCCCAGAGGCUGCGGCUGUGGCCGCGGCCGACAAACCGCUGGAUCAGCCGGACAGCGACGCCACGAGUCAGGAGGCCUCGGUGCACACUCCGUCACCGCGACGCAACGGCAGCGUCACUAACUUCCAGUCCCCCGUCCGCCGCGGGAACAGCAUUCGCACCAUCACCCAGUCAGUGUCUCGGGCCGACCUGAGCCGAGGAAGUGGAUCUGGAUCCAUCAGGAGUCCGACGGUGACGGUCCUGCCCAAACACAGGCUGGAGCACAUUCCUAACAGGCCCCGGCCGUUUCUUAGCGGCCCUAGCGGAUCCUGUAGGUCUAAGUCCUACCACCACUUGGUGUACAAUCACCCAGCUCGCUAUUCUGAAAACAUCCACUCUGACCCCCUGUACAGGAAGACUGCGCGCGCCAUACGCCCAGUUGAGGCUGCCGGGUACAUCCCAGCGCAGAGUUAUGGCGGACGCCGCGGUCACACCCGCUACGUCAUCGUCAAUGAGCACGAGCCCCGGAAAAAGCUGCUGCGCUCAGCCACUCGCAUCCCGCGCCAUUACCUCAUGGAGGAGCCCGCAGAGAUCGUGGAGCUGUACCCGUGCAACGUCAAGCGCUACGCGACCCGCGCAGCUCACCACCAGCCACAUCCUCACCGCUGCCACGCAUCACAGCAGCACCUGAGCGAGGAAGAGGAGGAGGAGGAGGUGGUGGAAGGGAAGGGCAGGAGGAAGACGUCACUGGGGAAGACCCACCGGCCUCACUCCCUCUCCGAUCUCCACCAGCCUGCCAACUUCUACAUCGGUGACCGCAUGGAAAGCCACGUCUCCAUCGCUAAAGACGGCAAAGCAGCACGAGGAAGAUAUGGAGCAAAGGAUGGAGAUGAAGAGGGCGAGGCGGGAGGGGCAGAGAUGGACUGGGGAGGUUCAGAGUCACAUCUGCGGUGCCAGGGCAGUGUGAAGGGUUCGGACCCCCUUUUGGUUCGAACCAGGCGUAACGUCCACUCUCCAGGAAGACACUGUCAGUCUCCAGCCAGGACCAGACACGCGGAGUCUCACGUGAAGCCCAAGAUGAGACCGAAGCUGGAAACGCCCCUCACCGAGUCUGACUCCGCCUCCCUGGCGUCCAGCAGCGACCAGCAGAACAGCAGCACGGACCAGUACAUCCAGGUCAUCCACAACAAGGAGCGCUAUCUCAAGUCCGACACAAGGCAAGGAAAGGUGGCGAAGAAAAAGUCCAAAACCAGCUUUGACCCCAACGUCACCGAGUCCAGUGACCUGGUCUGCUCCAACGUAUGACGUCUCCGCGGAAAUCAAGUGUUGGGUUUCCAAAUUUACCAGAUAUACAUGGUUGAAAGUAGGUCGGUAUGGUCUGGAACUGGAACCACAAAAAGAUUCCGAGUGUAAAACCAGCCGUAGUCGCCAUUCCCGCAAGGAAACGCCUGCUAACGUUGCGUCCGGGUCAACGUGUCGUAAAGUCAAGGAUCCUUCAAGACAAGACUCCUUCUAGGAACAGACUCGCAAGUGUGUUUCAUCACUAUCACAAUGUUCUGCCCGGCAAAACAUCCAUGCACAAAAGGGAUUGUGGGUAUUUAGCGCUGCGUUGAGGAACCACAACAUGGAUCCUUGUAAAGGCUCAGUGAGAAGGAUGAUCCUUCCCUGAAUUUGACAAAUACCAGUUAUCUCCUUAUAAACUGCUUCUCAGUCGUUCUAUAUUUCAUUGGAAACACAUCUGUGCUGGGUUUUGAUCUGGUGGGUGGAGUCCAGCUUCUGGUGGGUGGAGUCAAGCAAACGUUUGGAAGAUAUUCAACCUUCUACGAUUGAUGACAAAAACAACUCCUCACUCUAACUCUAGUGAGGUAGACGACGAACCACAACCCGAUUUUGACGAACAAAAUACAACAUUGGUCUUAAGCAAGGAGGCAGGGACCGUCUACAAAGUGUAACACCGAGGAAUGAAAAUAUUAUUAUAGUCAUUGACAGAUUCAACUUUCUACGAUCAACAGCUUGCCUCCUCACUCUAACUAUAGCGAGGUAAACGAGCUACAACCCGAUUUUCAUUUACAAAAAAAAUCGUUCUCUGACCUGAACAUAUUAUGUCGGUCUUUAUCAGGCGAGGAAGCAGGGACCGUCUACGAUUGAAUGAAUGAAAAUAUUCCGUAACUUCUCUCAUAUGCAGCAGAUUUGGCACCAAAUUCAUUUCACACAUUGGUGGUCAAUGUUGCUGAUUAUACUGCAUUUCUUACAGUAGACGACAAUUGUUUUUGUAUCAUUUUGGUGAAUUUUUAUUGGUUGUCAUAUUCAAUAACAGACCUCUUAAGCAGUGCAGUGUCACCAAAUUCAAUUUACACAGAACAUUGGCAUAUUUUGGUUAUAAUAUACGGUAAGUUAACUUUUAUGAAGUGUAGUGUCAUUUUUGUUAAUAUUUAAGUAAUAGUAAUAAUAAAUAUUUUCCAUAUUCCAAAUAUUUAUUUAUUCUUUUGAGGAGAAGUGAUGUGAUGAAGGCCGAGGUUGUUGCAUCUGCAAUAAUGUACUACUUUCACACCUGGAUAUACGUACAUCAUAUAUAUUAAGCACAUAAACUAUAAUAUUAUAAGUGUGAUGUUAUUCUCCUAUGUGUGUGUGUGUGUGAUCUGGCAUCAAAAAUCUAUAUAACAAUACAUACUUGUAAUUUGUGGGAUGGUAUCUAUCGUGGAAUUGUGAUAUUCAUGUGGCCCCGAGUCACCUGUGAAGUUCACUCAUUCAUUUAUAAGUGAGACACACACUGAUUUACUGAGACUCUGUGUAGUUUCUUUUUUAAUCUUUUUGUUGAGAACUGGUGUAAAGUGUUUGACUAAAGUAGCUUUAAAGAUUUGA
Messenger RNA from Solea senegalensis (Senegalese sole), 5565 nucleotides. Its product is annotated as transmembrane channel-like protein 3. Gene Ontology annotation, molecular function: mechanosensitive monoatomic ion channel activity. Gene Ontology annotation, cellular component: plasma membrane. The coding region runs from base 463 to 4008 and encodes 1181 amino acids. Lineage: Eukaryota; Metazoa; Chordata; Actinopteri; Pleuronectiformes; Soleidae. The transcript has 22 exons. The record is from RefSeq and is a predicted model, not a curated record.